Molecule: messenger RNA, 3594 nt
Organism: Asparagus officinalis (garden asparagus)
Lineage: Eukaryota; Viridiplantae; Streptophyta; Magnoliopsida; Asparagales; Asparagaceae
Exons: 6
Coding region: 1-3594 (1197 amino acids)
Source: RefSeq, a predicted model, not a curated record
AUGAAGAAGGCUGGCUCUCCUGCUUAUGACAUACUCUGGGAAUUAACUUGUCACUAUCAAAUAGCGAUAGCCAAGAUUGAAGUAAAGAGUAAGAAGGCAGCUCGAGUCAGUUUAAAACAGUUCGCUGACUAUUUGUUUCAGAAUCUCGAGAGCCCGACCGGUGAAGCUGUCUGCGAAUCACCGAUUCUGACCCCUUCUGACGUUAACAGGCUGAUUACGAAAAUUAAUGCCCAGUCUUAUAGAACUGAGUCAUCUGAAGGUGGUUUUCUUAAGGGCACUAAAUUCAGCACUUUCUUAUGGCAAGCCACCAAGAGAAUGAAGCCUGCGACUCUUCUUUCUGGUUAUCUGGCCAUAUGGCUAAAGAAAUGUGUAGUGCCGCAUCAGUCUUCCGAGGCGCUUCCUCUUGAGGUUCUUCUUCCCGCCGUGCAACUAACCGUUGGAGUUCUCCAUCGAGCGGAUAUGAUGUCAGCACCUGACGCGUCUGAUCCAGACAUCCCCUUGUUGCAGCUCUUAGAGGGAUGUAAGUGGUUAUAUCCUUCCCGACCGUGGGCUGACCGGGUGAGGCAAUUCAAGAAUGCCAAGUGCUGGGAAUUUUAUAAGUGUUUCCCUCAGUUUUCUGGUGCCUAUAAUGACACUCUUGUUGACGAGGAGAUGCCUGGGGCUGACAGGACCUCUCUCGACAUGGGUAGUUUCCACUGGCUCAUGAACAUUCGCCCAGGCUAUAAUGUCUUCCGGUCGAAGAACCUUUGCAGGAUCGAGCCUUACUUUCCUUGCCGUUUUGCGCGACAAUUCGGCUACGAUCAACUGUACGUCGGGAACCCCAACAGAUGGUUGAUAACCUGCGGGAGCCUCAUUGAUGGAGUACGAGCCUGGUUCUGGAAUGUUGCCGGCUGUACCGGAGCUCAGUUUAGUCUGCCUGUCGCUGAGCCUGGCCUUCAUUUAACUUUCCUCUACUGUCGGUGGGUUUUAGCCGCCAACACUCCUCUUGCAAAGAAGAAGCUUGCUUUGUUCGAGUCUUAUAUUCCGGAGACCAAUACCUUUCUUACCAAGUAUGGGGAAUUAGGGCUUCCGCUCCACGAAAUGAUGAAGGUAUCCGGAUUGCCAUUGGGGAAUACUCCUUACCAAGAAUAUUUUCCUAAUAAUCGUCAGUUGAUGAAAAUGAAGAAGGCCUGCUCUCCUGCUUAUGACAUCCUCUGGGAGUUAACUUGUCAUUAUCAGAUAGCGAUAGCCAAGAUUGAAGUGAAGAGUAAGAAGGCGGCUCGAGUCAGUUUAAAACAGUUCGCCGACUACCUAUUUCAGAACCUUGAGAGCCCGACCGGUGAAGAAGUCUGUGAAUCACCGAUUCUGACCCCUUCUGACGUCAACCAGCUAAUCACGAAGAUUAAUGCUCAGUCUUACAGAACUGAGUCAUCUGAAGGUGGUUUUCUUAAGGGCACCAAGUUCAACACUUUCUUGUGGCAAGCCACAAAGAGAAUGAAGCCUGCAACUCUUCUUUCCGGUUAUCUGGCCAUUUGGCUAAAGAGAUGUGUAGUGCCGCAUCAGUCUUCUGAGGCGCUUCCUCUUGAAGUUCUCUUUCCCGCCGUGCAACUAGUUGUCAGAGGCAGGUUAUCUCUUCUUUCUGCUAUGAUUGCUGACCUCCAUAGCGGUUUGCGUAACCUAGCCAACACCUUUACCAAAGUGGGUGCCGAGCCUUCAACUAAGAUUCCUUUGUCGAGCGUCGAAUUUCCGUACACCUAUUUGAUGGCGUGGCUAGUUCUCCAUCGAUCGGACAUGAUGUCAGCGCCUGAUGCGUCUGAUCCAGAAAUCCCCUUGCUGCAGCUCUUAGAAGGAUGUAAGUGGUUAUAUCCUUCCCGACCAUGGACUGACCGUGUGAGGCAAUUCAAGAAUGCCAAAUGCUGGGAAUUCUAUAAGUGUUUCCCUCGGUUUUCUGGUGCCUAUAAUGACACGCUUGUUGACGAGGAAAUGCCUGGGGCUAACAGGACCUCUCUCGAUACGGGUAGUUUUCAUUGGCUCAUGAACAUUCGCCCAGGCUAUAAUGUUUUUCGAUCGAAGAACAUUUGCAGGAUUGAGCCUUAUUUUCCUUGCCGUUUUGCGCGACAAUUCGGCUACGAUCAAUUGUAUAUCGGGAAUCCCAAUAAAUGGUUGAUAAACUGCGGAGGCCUUAUUGAUGGGGUACGUGCCUGGUUCUGGAAUGUUGCUGGCUGUACCGGAGCUCGAUUUAGUUUGCCUGUCGCUGAGCCUGGUCUUUACUUAACCUUCCUCUACUGCCGGUGGAUUUUAGCCGCCAAUACUCCUCUUGCGAAGAAGAAGCUCCACGAACUGGAAUCCGAGGCUGUAGUUCGGAGAAUUGUAUCAAAAAAAGGAAAGGAGCCCGCUACGUCUUCUCGUAAAGGAAAACAGGUAGCUGAUUCCGAAGAGAGCGACGACUUCGAGACAUCCAGCGAAGAGGAUGAGACCCGAGGCGACGCAGAGGGUGAUGUACCUUUGUCUCCCGUGGCUCACAGGACUCGUCGAGCUUCUUCGCCCAAAUUACCCGGUGCUCCUUCAAAAGGUAUACAAAUGAAGGAAAAGAACAUUCCCCUGUCGUCCUCCAACAAGAUGACCUUGAGAUGGCUUUCUCAGGAGGGAGAGGCAGAAGAAGAGGAAGAAGAGGUUGCCCCGCUUAUUAACAGGAAAAGAUCUCGGCUUACUGCUCCUUCUGAGGUUCAACCUCAGCCGACUCAAGGAACCGAAUUACGUACCAAGUUUCGACAUGAAAGCUCCGAGGUUCCUCGAGAUUCUCGUGCCUCGAAGAGGAUUAAAAAGACGGCUCAUCGGGAACGCCAACUUUCUCCGUUAUUUGAGGAGAAGUUUACUCAGGAUCUUCCAGUUGAUGAAAGGGUUGAAUCAGAAGAGGAAGGGGAAAUCGUGCCCAAGCCUUCUUCUCCGGGUUUAAUGGAUGUUGAUGAAUCUAGCUUCACUGAACAAGUGCACAAGGCUAUGAACGAGGAACCCCUUCAUAUGGACAUUGUUCCUCCUCCAGCCACCACAUCGACCUCGCCAACCGCAGAUACAGUUAAACUAAAGGAGGUGAGUGCGGGUAGUAGCGCUGCUAAUCCCGCAACUAUUGUUGAAGACAUCCCUGUCAACGAACCGAAAGACAUAGAACUUACCCAUGAUAUGGGUAUCGGAGAUUUCGAUGAGCGAGACUUCGAUCUUGACAUUUCUGAAGAUGUACACCAGGAGAUCUCCGAUAUACUAUCGACUCCGGUUCCAUCCGCUACUACAGGACCAACUACUCGAGUUGAUUCAGCUGAAGCAGAUGCAUCAAAAGACGUAGGACCAACUAACGAAGUUGAUGCGUCUACCGUCAUCGGUGAAUGUGAUCAACCUGAAGGUCUGGGUUUCUUACUUCUGGUAAGUCCCCCAGCUGAAGUUGAACCACCAGCCACUGCUCCUUCGACUUCUGCUAUUAUCGAAGCUGGACCUGUUGUGCCUUCCACUCCGACUCCAGUGGAUCAUGAAGUAGGAGGUUCGAAGGUUACGGUAGAAGAGCAACCUCCUGCUACUUCAGCUCAACUUGGUACGUCUUAUCUAAUUGUGCUUCACAGUUAG